Messenger RNA from Dreissena polymorpha, 1929 nucleotides. RefSeq lists its product as uncharacterized. The record is from RefSeq and is a predicted model, not a curated record. Gene Ontology annotation, molecular function: zinc ion binding; protein binding. Bases 256 to 1929 code for a protein of 557 amino acids. The transcript is spliced from 3 exons. Lineage: Eukaryota; Metazoa; Mollusca; Bivalvia; Myida; Dreissenidae.
GAACCCAACAGUCAUGUGAUCCUGCAACCUGUUUAUCUCUCAAGUAGAUCGAUAUAUCAAAUCGAGUGUUAAUGUUCAGAUGUAAAAUACUCUCCGUUCAUUUUUGAGCAUUAAACCUAUGGUAGACACAAUUUACUUGUGUAAGCAUUGGUGGGAUCACACUGAUAAACAUUAUAGAUAGCAAUCGGAUUUUCAUUUUAACCUGAGAACAUUGUGUGUAUUGUAUGGAGAGUAGCAGUUAGGUUGAGAACCAAAAUGGCGGAACGAAUGGAAACGCCAUUACAAUUAGCGUCGGAUAGUGUGUAUGAUUGUCUUUGUUUCGGAUGCGAAGAGAGCGGUCUGCAAAUCGAGGCUCAAUAUUUCUGCAAAAGGUGUCAACGCCACUUUUGUGAAAAUUGCGUCGGUCAUCAUAAUCAAAUUUUCAAGAACCAUGUCGUUUUAGGGAAGGGAGAUAAAUCAGACUGGUCCCAUACAGAAGCAACGAUGAACUACAUAACACUGUGUGAACAACAUCCUGGAGAGACGAUUAAGAUGUUCUGUAAGGGUCACAGAAGGCUGUGCUGCAUUUAUUGCUUACACUCGGAUCAUAGGUUAUGUGAACAAGUAGUUCGUAUCGGGGAAGAUGCAGAAGAAUUUGACGUGGAAGAUCAUUUUAAGGAACUCCCGGAAAACAUUCUCGCUAAAUGUGAGAAGUUUAAAUUGGAACACAUUGACAUGGAAAAGCAGUUGGAGACUCUUCAAAUCAGUUAUGAUGAAACACUUCUAGAAAUCGCUUCUUUCCAAAAGAAAAUGACGGACGUAAUUGAGAAACUGGGGCAGUGUUCAACAUCGGAACUUGAAACAAUGUUUACAAGAAUUAAUGAAACCUGCAAAAAUGAAAUGCAGCGUCAUACGGAGAUAAAUCAAAGAUAUAAACUUCUUCAACGAGGUAUUGAAUGUAUAAAACAGGAAAAUAAGCAACUAGUGUUUAUAUUGUGUAAGAAAUAUGAUACGCUUUCUGAAGAAACAGAUUCGCUGUAUGAACGAAAGGACAACAGGGACAUUAACUUCAGGUUCCAGUAUGAGGCCUCAAUGUUGCAAUUAGUUUCUGAAUUAGGUAGUCUUGGAAAAAUUCAGACAUACAGGAACAAUCCUAAUCAAGUAAUUAAAGUAUCAGACAUGACCAAGCAUGAUAUUAGAGUCUGCUCAGAUUCCGGAGAUUCCAACAAAGCUACGAUCAUUGACAUAUGUGAAUUGGCCGACGGUGAAUUUAUAAUAGCUGACAGUUUUAACAAGAAAGUUAAAUUGUUAGAUGAUUCGUUUAAAGUUGUGUCUCAUCUUAGUUUUCCGAGGACACCAAGACAAAUGUGCAAUGUAAGUGCAUAUAGCGUGGCUCUAAUAUUUGACGAUAGGGAUCUGAACUUUAUUCGAGUAAACAGGCAGCGCAUAAUGGUAGAAAGAAUAAUAACAUUCGAGCACCUCUGCUACGGUAUUGGAUACCACAACGACGAAAUAUUUGUUACAGAUGCGGAAGAAAUCUACUGCUAUAACCUUGAAGGACAAUGUAAACAUGAAAUCUCCCUUGCACAAGCCCGCAAGUGUGCGGUAAGCCCAGAUGGGACAACUGUAUACGUCACAACUUUUCAAAAAGGUUGGAACUCGUGCCUUACAUUGGAGAAGGCUGAAACUCUUCAACCCCCUUCUGGUGAAAUUGAACUUAACAGACCUGAUGGAGUACAUGUCACUUCCAAUGGGCAGGUGCUUGUCUGUUGUGGUGUAUUUUGGGGAUCUGGGGAAGUCGUGCAACUUGAUUCGGAAGGCAAAGAUAUACUGGCAAGAUUUUCCGUAAGCGGUUCUCCUCAAUGUGUGUGCUACAGCAAAGAAAAGGGAAUUCUGCUGGUGGGUCUCUAUAGCAGUGACACAAUACAUGUGUUUGAAACAACCAGAUGA